Messenger RNA from Lethenteron reissneri (Far Eastern brook lamprey), 3868 nucleotides. Its product is annotated as activin receptor type-2B-like. The record is from RefSeq and is a predicted model, not a curated record. Gene Ontology annotation, biological process: cellular response to growth factor stimulus; protein phosphorylation; activin receptor signaling pathway. Gene Ontology annotation, molecular function: activin binding; ATP binding; activin receptor activity. Lineage: Eukaryota; Metazoa; Chordata; Hyperoartia; Petromyzontiformes; Petromyzontidae. Gene Ontology annotation, cellular component: activin receptor complex; plasma membrane.
CUCCAGCUUCACCCCCCCGCCCCCCAGGUGCGCGUGCUGAGGGGCGGGGUUAGAGGGGGCCCUGGCCCCGCCAUGGCCGCGUCGCGGUGCGCGCUGCUGCUGCUGAUGGUGCCGCUCGUCUCGGCGGCCAGUGUGUUGGAGAGCCACACCACAGAGUGCGAGUACUUCAACGCACACUGGCAGAGGUACAACACCAGCCGCAGUGGCACCGAGGGGUGCGAGGGCGACAAGCGGAAGCACUGCUUCGCCUCCUGGACCAACAAUUCGGGCAGCGUGGAGCUUGUGCGUAAGGGUUGCUGGCUCGACGACUUCAACUGCUAUAACAGAGGGGAGUGCACUGAAACGAAGGAAACGCCGAGCGUUUUCUUCUGCUGCUGCGAGGGGAAUUUCUGCAACAAAAAGUUCAACCAUAUUCCCGUCAUUCAACAAGCGACAACAGGUCCAGUAGCAGUGAGCAGCCGCCCAAGUGCAUUUAACACCGCGGUCUACUCCUUCAUCCCCAUCCUGGCCGUCUCCCUGGUAGCACUGCUGGUCUUUUGGGUGUAUCGCCAGCGCAAGGUACCCUAUGCCCAAGUGGAAGCACCCUCCGAGGAGGAACCUAAUGGAGCGUCGUCACCACCUCUGGCUGAGCUCAAGCCCGUCCAACUGAUUGAAGUUAAGGCCAUGGGCCACUUUGGUUCGGUGUGGAAAGCCCGCCUCCUUGGUGACCAUGUGGCAGUGAAGAUAUUCACCGUUAAGGAGAGACGCUCGUGGGAGAAUGAGAUUGAUAUCUUCAAAACGGCUGGAGUGGCACAUGAAAACCUGCUGCAUUUCAUUGCUGCUGAGAAGCGUGUGUCAGGGCUUGACACCGAGUACUGGCUUAUCACCACGUUCCAUGAGAAGGGAUCUCUGGCGGAGUACCUUAAAGGCAACGUGCUGUCAUGGAGGGAGCUUUGCCAUGUGGCAGAGACGAUGGCCCGGGGUCUGGCCUUCCUACAUGAGGAUAUUGUCAGCCCCAAGGGAGAUCUCAUUAAGCCUGCCAUUGCACACAGGGACAUAAAGAGUCGGAAUAUUCUGCUUAAGGGGGACCUUACAGCUUGCAUCGCAGACUUUGGAUUGGCAGUCAAAUUUGCACCGGGCAAACCUGCGGGUGAUACCCAUGGGCAGGUGGGUACUCUGCGCUACAUGGCCCCCGAAAUACUGGAGGGAGCCAUCCACUUCCAGCGCGACUCUUUCUUGCGCAUCGAUGUUUAUGCAUUGGGCCUGGUGCUCUGGGAGCUUGCCUGGCGCUGCACAGUUAUCGAAGAACCAGUGGGUGAAUUCUCACUCCCGUUUGAGGAGGAGCUAGGGAAACAUCUCUCCCUGGAGGAAAUGCAGGACCUGGUAGUGCAGAAGAGGGUCCGGCCCACAAUUAAAGAUUGUUGGAGGAAACAUCCGGGCAUGUCUCUGUUGUGCGAGACCAUGGAGGAGUGCUGGGAUCACGAGGCCGAGGCCCGGCUCUCAGCCGGCUGUGUGGAGGAGCGCGUGCAGACCAUGCGCAGGAUAUCCAGCAGCAGCAGCGGCGGCAACAACAACGCUGGCAGCACAGGCCCUGUUGAUGACGGCACCGCUGUGUUGGCAAUGGCCAUUUCGUCGCUGGCCAAUGGACACCUUGCAGUCGAGCGGCUGCAAAUUUAAUAACACUCUUGCUUUGUGGAGAAUUUUUCCGCCGAAGAAAACUUUUAAAGUUUGCUCAUUGAGUCCCCCUUUCUCCAAGCCGAACCUUCGCAAGCCACCACACGUUCUUAACCCUGGGGUGGAAAGUACUUUUUCUUCUUCUGAGAAUUACUGUGAAAAUCUUACACUGGGAAUAAUUCUGGACUAUAUCCUCAGCAGUUUCAAAAUGGGACGGAGUACCAUGCGUGUAAAUAUGUAUUCUGUAACGACUGAAGCAGAUGUGGUGCUUCACCAAGGCUCAUGCCAACACCUCAAAAACAUGGGUAUAUGUUUUCCAUUGUGUCUCUUAUCAGUGUAUGUAAACUAAACUAGGUCAGGAAUUUAUUUUUAUUUUAAACUGUCAUUGGGAAAAAAAAUAACAACCCAUUGUGGGAAGCAGCUCACCGAUUUUCAGAAUUGUAAAAUGUGUAGUGGUAUUUUUUUGAUCUGCUCUCUUUAUCUUUCAUUUGCUGUGAAAAUGUUUUUGUUUGUUUUCACGGCACAUUUAGAAACGUGUGCCAACAUGCCAGCAGGACACUACGUCAAGUGCAACAUGCAGCAAGCAAAGUAGAUCGUCGGUCCCCCCCCUCUCCGUGCCAAAGUGCAGUUGGCAAGGACUGAAUGGAACGCCACCCGCUUUUGCGAGAAAUCUUUGUCAAGAGGCAGCUGUGGGAUAAGUGCAGCGAAGACGUGCUGAGUUCGUGAGCACAUGUUGCCCAGCAAAUCCACCUUUUUUGACCGGAACAAACCUCAGCAUUUAUUUGCAUCCACACUUAUUUCGCGGUUGUGUAUAGCGUUACCCAUGAUCAACGACGCUCACCACCGGAACAUGGUCAUUCGUGGUUAUACGAUGAUCUUACAACGAGCUGUGUUGUGGUUUUCAAUCUUUUAAGUUUUACUAUUGUGCAUUAAAUGCCAUUUCUGAAUGCUCAUUUAUAACCAUGAGUUCUACAACGUUUCCUUAAUUUAACAACUCACGUUUUGAAUUUCUAAACUUGACCCAAAAUAUUCUCAUUUCAUUUUAAUUCAGGUCAAUAAAGAUUGCUAAAGAUGUUUGUAAAACAGAUGGGUUGCCAUAUUAUUCAGGUAGUAGAUAACCUAACGGGCUUAAGUUAUGGUUAUGUGCGCAGUACUGUAAUGGCUAACAUUUCUGCUUAUAUAUUUGCUCUCGCUGUACAAACUGCUCAUGAAAAACACAAUUCAAGCGCCUGCAUACAACGGGGUGUUUCAGUUUGUAAAGCAUUUUUGCAUUUGUGCUUUGGCCAACAAGAUAAUAUAUGGUCAUUUUUACAUCUCACUUUUAACAGGUUGCUGUCAGCCACUGUAUUCGUUAAUUAUCUUCAAAAGUUGAUGUUGAAUCUGCGUACACUCGGAUAAUAGGCCGUACAUCUUCAACUAUGCAGAGCCACAACAUCGGUAGAUGUUAAGCCAUUGAAACUUCAUCGAGGUCUCACCCCAGUACAGUAUUCGAAUGUGUCACAUUGCAUUUUGUGUUGAUAUCAGCAUAAGAAACCAACUCAAUGUUAAUUUUCAUGCUACUGCACGAGGUACAAAAAAAAGUUGCAAAACCUGCAUGCCGAGUGCAUAUCUCAGGGUGCAUGAGCUGCCUUCAGGCUUGUUAACCAUGACUGCACUGCACGUCACUGGUUACAUUCACCACCAAAGUGUUUAAUCGCAUCACCAUUCAUUGAGAUACUGAACACGAACGAGCACGCAAAGACUCAACACUGCAUUGUUAAGUUUGCAAUGCCACAAAUAUCGCACGUAUGGUUACCUAUUUGCUGUAUGCCUGAUCUUUUGAAAAUACCAUCCCUGCUCAUCAUACCUCGUUUUUACCAAUGCUGUAUGUUACAAAAAUGGUGGUAACUUGAAAUAAUAUUUCAUGGUGUUGUGUUAACCAUUUGGCAUCGUUAGAAACUACCGAUUCCUCCUUGUGCACACUGCUAGUCUUUGACGGCCCAAGUUUGGAAGCCCACUGCACUGUUGCUCAUCCAUCCGUUUUCAGAGGUAUAAUUGUACAGAAUGCAGGUGAAACAACUUUGUCGGCGAUAUUGUUCAACAUAGCUGCUGUAUUAGAAAGACUUUAUAAUAUACACUACUUAUAAAAACAUGUAAAUAGAAUGUAAUGUGAAAAAAGCAAUUUUUGUACAUUGCCAUUAAUGUAAAUGAGUAGUAAAUGUCCUACUUACGUGCA